GCGGGAACUCUCGGGAGGACGGAUGGGGUCAGGUCCCAUCAUGGCGGCUGAAGAGGCGGAUGUAGAUAUCGAAGGGGACGUGGUGCCCGCGGCGGCACAGUCUGGAAGUGAUGAAAAUACAGCAUCUGUUCUACAAGAUCACUAUCUUGAUUCAUCAUGGAAAACUGAGAAUGGCCUCAUUCCUUGGACUCUGGAUAGCACCAUCAGCGAAGAGAACAGAGCUGUCAUUGAGAAAAUGUUGUUGGAAGAAGAGUAUUACUUAUCUAAAAAAUCACUUCCAGAAAAAUUCUGGCUUGAACAGAGGGAAGAUGAUAAAAAAUACAUGAAGAGUCUACAGAAAACAGCAAAAAUCAUGGUACACUCUCCUACAAAACCAGCCAGUUACUCAGUAAAGUGGACGAUAGAAGAAAAAGAGCUGUUUGAACAAGGGCUGGCUAAAUUUGGCCGAAGGUGGACCAAAAUUGCAAAACUAAUUGGAAGUCGCACUGUUUUACAAGUGAAGAGUUAUGCCAGACAGUACUUCAAAAAUAAAGUAAAAUUAGAUGGUCCAGAGAAAGAAACUGCAAAUCAGAAGAGCAGCAGUGAUCUUCAGGUUAAAAAUGAAGUUGUGGGGACAAAGUCAUGGACACCAUCAAAUUUAAGGGGACAUGCUGAUCCCAACUUGAAUGCUAUAAAAAUUGAGAAGUUAUCUGAUGAUGAAGAAGUAGACAUCACAGAUGAGACAGAUGAGUUGAAUUCUCAAGUACCCCAAAAGAAUCCUAGCAGUGAUCUCUCAAUAGGAAUCCCUAAUAAUAAAUUGCACAGAAUCAAUCAAGGAGAAUUCAUCGCUUCUCACAGCUGGGAACAUCCCAUUCCUAAAUCUUCCAAGGAAUGUCUUCAGAAUGUAAAGCAUGGUGAAAUGGAAACCCUUUCAAGUUCAGGAGUUACAUUUUGUGUUGAAGAGCAGAUUACCACUGACAAAAAAUCAGUUGAAUUAAAUGACCAGAAAUCUAAUAAACUGGCAAAAAACUGUGACAAGCAGGAUGGAAAUGAUGCCAGCCAGUUGCCUUCUCCAGAGCUUUGUGAAGUUCAGAAAGCUUUGAGUGAUAAUGCAAUGUUUUCUCAUUCGUCUUGCCAAGUAGAAGAAGAGAACCAUGAGGAAGAAGAGCUUAAACCACCAGAACAAGAAAUAGAAAUAGAUAGAAAUAUCAUUCAAGAAGAAGAAAAACAAGCAAUUCCUGAGUUUUUUGAGGGACGCCAAGCUAAAACACCUGAACGAUAUUUGAAAAUUAGAAACUACAUUUUGGAUCAGUGGGAGCUAUGCAAACCGAAAUACUUAAAUAAGACCUCAGUACGUCCUGGCCUGAAGAAUUGUGGUGAUGUUAAUUGUAUUGGACGGAUUCACACAUACCUCGAGUUGAUAGGAGCAAUCAAUUUUGGAUGUGAACAGGCCAUAUAUAACAGGCCACAACCAGUUGAUAAAGUACGAAUCAGAGACAGAAAAGAUACAGUAGAAGCGUACCAACUUGCCCAGCGUCUGCAAUCUGUGCGCACAAGGAGACGUAGAGUCAGAGACCCUUGGGGAAAUUGGUGUGAUGCAAAAGAGUUAGAAGGACAAACAUUUGAGCAUCUCUCUGCUGAGGAGUUGGCAAGAAGAGGAGAAGAGGAAAAAUGCAAACCUGUUAAAUCUUCAAAAGUGCCAAGAUCAACAAAAAGCUCAUUUGAUCCCUUCCAACUGAUACCUUGUAAUUUUUUCAGUGAAGAAAAGCAGGAACCAUUUCAGGUGAAAGUAGCUUCAGAAGCACUUUUAAUAAUGGAUUUGCAUGCUCAUGUUUCCAUGGCAGAAGUGAUUGGUCUGUUAGGAGGAAGAUACUCAGAAGUUGAUAAGAUAGUUGAAGUUUUUGCUGCAGAACCAUGUAACAGUCUGAGUACAGGACUACAGUGUGAGAUGGAUCCUGUCUCACAGACACAGGCCUCGGAAACCUUGGCUAUAAGAGGCUAUAGUGUCAUUGGAUGGUAUCACUCUCAUCCUGCCUUUGAUCCUAAUCCUUCCUUACGAGAUAUUGACACUCAAGCCAAAUACCAGAGUUACUUCUCCAGAGGUGGCGCAAAGUUCAUUGGAAUGAUUAUUAGUCCUUACAAUCACAACAAUCCUUUACCUUAUUCCCAGAUAACCUGCCUGGUUAUAAGUGAUGAAAUUAGCCCAGAUGGCUCUUAUCGUUUACCUUACAAAUUUGAAGUACAACAGAUGUUAGAAGAACCUCGGUGGGGAUUAGUAUUUGAAAAGACAAGAUGGAUAAUAGAAAAAUACAGACUCUCCCAUAGUAGUGUCCCCAUGGAUAAAAUCUUUCGCCGGGAUUCUGACCUGACUUGUUUGCAGAAACUUUUGGAAUGUCUGAGGAAAACCCUGAGCAAAGUGGCCAAUUGCUUCAUUGCUGAAGAAUUCUUGACGCAAAUAGAAAAUUUGUUUCUUUCCAAUUAUAAGAGCAAGCAAGAGAAUGGAAUGGCUGAAGAGAACUUUGCUGUGGAUCCAAAGGAAUAAUUAAUGUAAUUCUUUUAAAGUAAGACAUUUUAAUCUUGACCUGAUAGAUCCUACUUUCAGGUUACAGCUUUGACAUUAUUGUAAUUUAGCUAACACUGACACAGCUUUGAUAAUUUUUCUCCACUUACCAGAAUUAAAACUUUCCCACCUAUGUGGCAAGAUGAACUUGUUUGCAUAGUGACUAUCAGAGUUGUGUAAACCAGGCCACUACUCUGCUGCAAUCCUACUGGGGCCAGUGAGCACUGCAGUGCACUCUGAGGGGCAGUCUGCCUUACUGUUGUGUUGAGGCUGAUAAGCGGAAUCUGCCUGUAGUUUUUGUUUCUCCCUUAUUUUUGAUAGCUCAUAUCUCAUUAGGAAACCUUGCAUUUUUUCUUUCUGUUUUGGUGAGAUUUCUUUAUGGUUGCAAAUGAGAUAUGAAUGGUGGUCAAGAAACAUUGUUAACAUAGCUGAGAACUGCUGGUUUAAUUAACUAAACCUAGAGAUUAAGAGAAAGCAUGAUGAGAAAAUCUUAAAAAUAGAGAAGAAACAGAAUCACAUUACCAAUUUAUAAAUUACAGAUACUGGCUUCCAUUUUAUUUUAUAAGAUACUAUAGGAUAUGCCAUUUUAUUAGCUGCCUGAAACAUUUUGUAUGGAUUUCAGAUACAGUAAUCAAUUUCUUCUAUAUGUCCACUUCCAUUAAUGUGUGUAGUAAAACCUCAUUUAACUGGAUAAUGGACAAAUUGCAAUAAUGUUUACUAAAUCAGAUAGUUAAUUUUAAUUAAAAAAUAAAUACUUCACGGACGUAAUAUUUAGCCCAGUUCAUAUACUUUCUGAAUCUAGAACAGAGGUCAGCAAACAAACGUUUUAUGUGAAGGGCCGCUUAGUAACAGGCUUUCUAGGCCACAUAGUUUCAUCUCUAUCAGACAAUACUCUCUACAUAUGUUAUUCAACCUUUUAAAAACAUAAAACCUUUCUGAGCUCAUGGACCUCACAAGAAACAAGUUGUGGACCAUUAUUUUCCAAACUCUGCUGUAGAGAAUGAAAACAUUUACAAUUUAUUAUCAGCUACAUGAGCCUGAGACACUGAAAGUUCUUGCAUCAUCUUCAGACAAUAAGAAAACUCAAAAUUUGAUUUACGUUUAAGUACAUUUUCAAAUAAGUAACCAUGCUGCCUGGUGUAUUCUGAUGGAUUUUAGCUUAUUUCUAUUAACUAUAGAAUUGGUUUAUAUCCAUUCUUCAAAUAUCCUUAUUAAACAGUUUUAUUACAUCUAAACUAAGUAUGAUUCUGUAUUCAUGUUUUUUGUUUUGGUUUUUGUUUUUUUCUCAUUGUAAUCAACAUCCAGUUAAGAAUAAACAGUAUUAAAAGGAGCGACGAACCUGUUUUAGAUGACCUGAAUUUUGUCCAAACUUGUGAUUUGUGAUGGGGGGUUAAUUUAUCUUCUCUGGGUCUAAGUUCUCAUAUAAUUGAGAUCUAAAUGAUUUUCCUAGUAUGCUUUCAGGUCUAAAGUCCUAUGGUUCACUCCAACUGUUGAUUGGAUUAUUCACUUAGAGCUUUAUAUUUUGAGAGGGUAUGGUUCCCAAAUUAAUAAUUGGGUUUUUUUUUUGUUUUGGGGGGUUUUUUUGUUUGUUUGUUUGUUUGUUUGUUUAUUUUUGGUAAAGAAAGCUAGUAGUAUUUCUCAUGUCUCUAUAUGCAUUUAAGACAAACCAUGGAACAUAGUUUAUUAAAACAGUUACUUUGGGAACCAUGGUCUAAGAGUUCUAGACCAAAAAUCAGGAAACCUGAGUUCUUACCCUAAUUCUGUUAUCAACUUUGCUUUGUGUUAAUGAUAAAAUCACCUGGUGUUAUGACUGAGUAUUCCCUUACAAGCACAGAGAGUUGGAUGUUACAGAAUACAAUAAUUCAUGCCUUUGUGCUCUUCUUAUCUUUAAUUUCUUUCUGCAUUGUACAUCAGGAACAGAUCCUUUAAAGUGGUAUUAAUUGACUUUCUUGAUUGACAUUUCCCUGUAAUAUUGAUGAAUUUGGGUGAUGGAAAUAGUAGAAAUUGUUCAAAGUUCUAUUCUCAAAUCUGGCUUUCUCUAUAGUGGUUAACAACAUUUAUGAGGAACUCAAAGAUAGUCAUCUUCAGAGCUUAGAGACCCCAAUUUUUGAAAUAAUAUCUUACUGAGUAUUUUCUUCUGAAGACAGAAUAUAUUCCUUAUAAAACAAAUUUUUAAAAACAAGUAUAAAUCAAUUAUUAUAAUCCUACUACCUAGAAAACCAGCUACCAUUUUAGUAUAUGAAUACGUCCCCAUUUUUUAACUGUAAUUUUAAAUCAUUAAAAUCUUUGAUCUUUUCCUCCCUCCCCACUCAUUUAUAUUCUCCAUACUUCCUUUUUUCUUUUAUAAUGUUCUUAAAAUAUUUUUAUUUUUGUAACUAGGUGCCACAUUCCUGUCACUGUCAGCUUUGGGCUACCAAGGGUAGUUGGAGCCAAGACCUUAAAGAAGCACAGAGAAAGUCUAGAACCAAGUAGUAGUGUAAUAUAGGAAGUUCAGGAGGCAGGAUCUCAAAGGAGCCCUACUUUUAGUUGUGUUCACAGGAGUGAAGAUGGGACUUGAAAACAUCUAAGCCUCUUGGAUGUGAGGACAUCCCAAUUUUGGUUCUGAUUUUACCUACACUCUCUUCUACCAAUAGCUUGAGACUUACUCUGGAGUCAUACAUGAAAUUUGGAAAAUUAAUUUCACCCAAGUGCAAAGAAGAAAGCACAUACUUUUUUAUCAUGAGCAGCUGCCUCAUGAUGGUUAAUACAAAAGAAAAGUGGACUUGCACUCCAGUUUACCAGAAGUAUAAUAUUUAUAUUACAAAUUAAUACAGUGUUUUGCAAUAUUUCUAGAAAGUCACAGUGAAGAAUAAUAUGUAAUGUACUUUGGUUUAUUUCUGACAUCUUAAGUGGUUUUAUAUGUGCUAUUUCCUCCAUGUUCUGUUUUCUCUAUUUUUUUAUUUAAAGUAUAAUUUUUGCUUUUGAUAUCUUCUGAAUCUAUUUUUAAGAUACCUUAAUUCCUUUCUGGAACAAGUCAGAAUAUGUUAUCUCCCCUAAAUCAUGAAAAUAUUCCAGAGAAUCUAUGAUUAUGUCAAUGGCCCUGUACCAAACUUGAGGUAAAAUUCGCUUGUAAUAUCUGUUUUUUUGUUUUUUUUUUAACUUUCUUACUUUGAUGUUGAUAAAUAUGUUCAUAAGAGCAUUAAUUUUAGGGGAAAAUGCCUGAUUUGGAAUCUUUGAGAUUUUCUGAAAUAGUGUAUUAAGAAGUAUGUUAAAUAAGAUUUUGUAGUCUGUAUUCCUGUUUCAUAGGUUACUACAGAACAUUUAUUUCAGCCUAUGAAUUUUAAAAUAGUAUUCAGAUUCUAGCAUGACUUAAACAGAUUGGUCAUAUAUAAACUUGUGGAUUAGAUAUAUAAAUUGUUUAUUAUAAAUGUUUACUAUGAUUGAUAAACCUGUUACUGUUGUUUUCCCCAAAUGUUGAUGUUUAUGGAUUUCUCUUGUUAGUUUGAAUUUUGGAAUGUUCUAUAAGAAAACAAUGAUUUAAACUAUUUUGUACGUUUGAAUAUGAUGCCACAUUGUGUAUAUCUUUAAUAUAGAAUGUUGUAAAUAUUAAUGUUUGUAUGAUUAUGAAAGCUUUUCCUCAAAAUGAUUGAACUCUCUUCCCAUACUUAACUGUGACAUAUAUUAUCUGAUUUUAAGCUUUGGGAUUUUAUUGUGCAGUAAAAAUUAAGGGGAAGCAUUAUGAAGAUUCUAUUAUAAAUAAAAUUUUGAAAAUAGAAUCAUUUGCUUUCUCUCUGCAUUAUUAACAGUGAACACAUUGAAUUUGCAAAAAAUGUCCCAUUGAAUCAGCAAGCAUUAGUUGAGCCUCUGUUACAUUGAGCAUUGAGGUGAGUAAAUCUUGGCUUCUGCCCACAAGAAGCCUAUUGUCUAAAAGUGGGAGACACAUAAAACCCAAUAAGGGUUGUUAAAAUACUAAAAUGCAAACUGCAAUUAUCAAUUCCUGUAAAAGACUUCAAGGGUAAUAAGUGUGUAGACAAAGGAGAAAUAAUUCUCUAGAAUGGGAGCAGUAAAAUUGAUUUCUUAAAAGAGAUUGUCUUUGAACAGCCUGGCAGGGUUUGCUUCAGUGACAUUUGGGGGAAGGUAGUCUAGAGAGAAAUUACCUUAGCCUUAAUGUGAAAGUAAGGAAAGAGAAAUAAAUAUUUAGAGAAUGGUAAAGAGUCUUUAGCCAGCAGGCAGGGUAUAUGGAGAUGUUAAUUAAGAAAGAAAUAUACUUUCAACCAGCUAUGCAGAAAUAUAAAGUGAAUGAAAAUCCACCUUAAAAUCAGAAUUAACUCAUUAAAUGGUCUUUAAUUUUCCGAUCUUCU
Talpa occidentalis (Iberian mole) is the source of this 6879-nucleotide messenger RNA. It is a transcript of the gene MYSM1, whose product is annotated as Myb like, SWIRM and MPN domains 1. Gene Ontology annotation, biological process: double-strand break repair. NCBI's taxonomy places the organism in Eukaryota, Metazoa, Chordata, Mammalia, Eulipotyphla, Talpidae. The transcript is spliced from 20 exons. Gene Ontology annotation, molecular function: metallopeptidase activity; polyubiquitin modification-dependent protein binding. The record is from RefSeq and is a predicted model, not a curated record. Gene Ontology annotation, cellular component: BRCA1-A complex; BRISC complex. The coding region runs from base 23 to 2521 and encodes 832 amino acids.